AGGAGAAAAAGGGGAAGAAAAGAGGGAAAGAAGGGAAAGUAUCCAAGCUCGGGAUUUUAUCCUCUGGAAAUUCCUCUCUCAAAAAUCAGAAAAUGGCAUCGACCAGUGCAGUGGCUGGCCGAGUCCCGAACCUAAACGGGCUUAGUGACUGGAAAAAGCCUAACCUUUCAUCGUUUACUCUUGGCAACCUAAGCUUAAAUGCAAAUCCAGUUGGUAAGCCCCGUAAAUCUCUGUCUGGCAAUUGGAAAUCCAGACAUAGCAGUAGAUCUCUCUCUGUACAUGGUUUAUUUGGAGGAAAGAAGGACCAUAAUGAAAAGAGUGAUGAUGCACCAUCAAAGGCAGGAAUUCUUGGAAACAUGCAGAAUUUAUAUGAGACUGUGAAGAAGGCGCAGAUGGUUGUCCAAGUUGAAGCAGUUAGGGUUCAAAAAGAACUUGCUGCAGCAGAGUUUGAUGGUUACUGUGAAGGUGAGCUUAUUAAGGUAACUCUAUCUGGAAACCAACAGCCUGUACGUACUGAGAUCACUGAGGCUGCAAUGGAAUUAGGUCCAGAAAAGCUUUCACUUUUAGUUAAUGAGGCAUACAAGGACGCACACCAAAAAAGUGUCCAGGCCAUGAAAGAAAGGAUGAGUGAUCUUGCCCAAAGCUUAGGAAUGCCGCCAGGGGUGGGUGAGGGAUUAAAGUAAGGUGUAUUUCUCUUGUACUGAUCUCUAAGUGAGCUUAAAUUUUGCAAUUGAGCCAGUUACAAGUGCUCAUUGUAGUGUGACAUGAAAUUUACUGUCUUGCUUAUCUCAGUGAUUGUUUAGAUUUAAUGAGUGAAAAUAUUUGGAACUUGUUAUCUUUGUUAUUAUUUCUAUAAGAAAACUGGUUGCUAAA
Hevea brasiliensis (rubber tree) is the source of this 873-nucleotide messenger RNA. RefSeq names its product nucleoid-associated protein At2g24020, chloroplastic. Lineage: Eukaryota; Viridiplantae; Streptophyta; Magnoliopsida; Malpighiales; Euphorbiaceae. The coding region runs from base 93 to 683 and encodes 196 amino acids. The transcript has 7 exons. Gene Ontology annotation, molecular function: DNA binding. The record is from RefSeq and is a predicted model, not a curated record.